Molecule: messenger RNA, 372 nt
Organism: Melampsora larici-populina 98AG31
Lineage: Eukaryota; Fungi; Basidiomycota; Pucciniomycetes; Pucciniales; Melampsoraceae
Exons: 2
Coding region: 1-372 (123 amino acids)
Source: RefSeq, a predicted model, not a curated record
AUGUCUCAGAGAAGACAUGAGUAUGAAGAUCAGCUGAAAGUCCAAGAAAGGUUUGUCUGCCACCUAUGGGUCAAAUAUUUUACAAUGAAGCUCACAAAAUAUACCGGCCAAGCACAAGAGACUUGGCAACAUGAAGAAGUGGUGCUGUCAAGAAGCGUAGUGAAUGAUGGCAAUAGAGUGGAUUUGAUACUGCGUCUUUCAAACUCCAUCAAAGGCACCAAAUUAAAAGCUUUGGGGAGAGCUCAAGUAACCACAUGUGGAAUCCAUGGUAAUAGGCCGAUUAUGCUAUCUGGUACCCAUUGGCAUUGGUUUAAUUGUCUCAGCAUACAGUUAUACAAUGGUGAUGAUACGAAUACACGACACAGAAUCUGA